This is a messenger RNA of Rotaria socialis, 669 nucleotides long. NCBI's taxonomy places the organism in Eukaryota, Metazoa, Rotifera, Eurotatoria, Philodinida, Philodinidae. The record is from the annotation of a GenBank genome assembly.
AUGUCGGGUGGCCCAACAACAAAUCGUCCGUUGGCGAAAACUUAUUGUGAAUCAUGUCGAAAACUUUUUACACCACGAGAUCCAAUGCAAAUCUAUCAAGAUAGAUAUUAUCAUCCACAAUGUUUUUGUUGUUCGCAAUGCGGCAAUUCACUAGCUGGAAAACCAUUCUAUCCAAAACCAAAUAAUCAAUUUCAAUGUGAAUCGUGUAAUAAUGCACUUGCUCCUAUUUGCAUUAUGUGUAAUCAAAAGAUUCCAUCGGGUACAACAGCUAAACGAUAUAAAGAUCGUCAUUUUCAUGGUGAUUGUUUCCGAUGUUGCAAAUGUAUUGCAGUUAUUCCUGAUGGUCACAAUUUCGUCGAUAUGUUAGAUGGACGAUUUCAAUGUUUAACAUGUUCGAAGCAUGUCACUGGCAUGUAUCAAGGCAAAGAACAUGCGCCUUGUUUAGAAAAUACCUAUGGCGAAAUAACUAUGGUACAAUGCGAUCAAGCAGGUCGUAUACCCAUAUGUGACAAAUGUACACGACCUGUACCAAGUGAAGAAGAAGCGUUUAAACAUGAUACACGUUAUUAUCAUCUUGAUUGUGCUCAUUGUAAUCGAUGCCGUAAGAAACUUUUAAGAAUACCAUGUAGAAAACUUGGCUCUGCUUUGGUAUGUCAUACAUGCUCAUAA